Messenger RNA from Phytophthora nicotianae INRA-310, 1451 nucleotides. RefSeq lists its product as hypothetical. NCBI's taxonomy places the organism in Eukaryota, Oomycota, Peronosporomycetes, Peronosporales, Peronosporaceae. The coding region runs from base 224 to 1351 and encodes 375 amino acids. The transcript has 2 exons. The record is from RefSeq and is a predicted model, not a curated record.
CAAAACAGCGGAAACUUCAACUCCGCUCUGAUUUUGUUGUCGUGAAAUUUGAGAAAUACUACGGUACUGUCCGUAGAGACCAUCCGUGCUAUCGAUGCAUGUCUGUUUGUAAGCGCCUCGCUUAUCCCAUCUGGUCGUUCGUAACUACGCGGCGUCUGCACGAAGAGCAGCGACCUUCACCGCCAGUCUCCGUCCUGCAGUUAACCACCACAAGACCGAGAAGAUGGCGACGCGUAUGAGCGAGAUUGGCAUGUCGGCCAUGCGGGCCAGCGAGAUUGGCAUGCGUCACAGCGCAGCGAACCUGCAGAUGAUGGUCGGGACGGUGGCCAACAAGGCGCACGGUAUCGCCACCAUUAUCUCGCGAAGCACGAGCCGCGGCCGCAAGGCGCAGACACUUAAGACCGUCCCCUCCUCUAAAGCGGAGGACGAGCUCUCGCCCAUGUCUCAGCUCGACGAGGUGCAGGAGCCAGAAGCUGAGGUGCCCGAAGCCGAGACGGAGCCGGUGAAGCCGCAGCAGGAGAAGGAGAAGCAGGAGGAGGAGGAGGAGCCGGAAAAUGAACAGGAACUGGAAAAGGAGUUGCCACCGCUAUUCCCUUGGGAGGUCCGCACAGAGGAUGGUCUGACGAAAGAGAACGUCACAGUGAAGAAGAAGAUUCUAGAGCUCGCGAUUUACCGGCGGACGUUCGUGGAGCCGGCGGAUGGAGAGGAGGAAUAUGUAUUCGACUAUGCCACGCUAAAAGACGUGGCGAGGGAGCUGUUGCUAAGCAACCCAAACUUGCGCGAGAAGCGAGAGACGUUGGUGGAAUCUGUGCCUACCCCCGUAGUCUCCGAGGAAAUCUUCUGGCGCAACUUUUUCCUUCGAUGCAACGCUGUUCGUGUGGCGGAAGGCAUGCCGACCUAUUUGCCGGAGGUGGAGCAGACACCCCUGUCUACUGGACCGUUGGCCAGACUUCGACGCGGAUUCUUUGGUAAGAAAACCUCUCGCCUACCGAAACUUUCGUCCACCACCUCAGGCAAGACUCGUCGUAGUUUCUUGCCUGUCGGUCGAUCUACUUCUUCGGACAGCAAUAGGACGACACCAAGGGAAGAUGAUCUGAGCGAUCUGGAGCUGGAUGUGGACGGCGAGAUCGAGAAGGAGCUGGUUAAGCGUCGCCCGUCCCGUGCAGUGGAGCUACACGUACGUCCAGUACCCCCGGCUCAGGAUAACGACGCUGAGAGCACUUCGCCAAUUGAAGCUGACGAAGUAAAGAAGCCAGAAGACUCAUUCGCCAAGUCCAAAGAGCCUGAAGACACUCCCGAUGCAAACAGUCCCAGCAAGGCCAAGGAACCGGAAGAGCCUGUCCUCGUGUAGAUCGGAAGGGGAACUGAAUGUGUAUCCAACCGCUUGUAGUUAUCGUUUUGUGGCGUCAUGUAUGUGAUUAAAUAAAACAAGCGUUGCUGUAGUACAUGAC